GUUUUCUCUAGGCAGAGAAGAGGGACUGCGUUCAAAAACGGAUAACUGAGAACUCGCGUCCAGAAUAUGAUGGUGUCCGAGGAACGGGGCCGCGCUCUAGUUCAUAUCCGGGCAAUUUAUCACCAUGUUACAUAGGAUGUACUACAACACUGUAAGGCGGGCUUCGAAUGUCUCCACAUCUUUAGUCUUACGACCGUAUCAGAAGGACUGUCUGGACGCCAGUUUGGCUAGUUUCAAUAGCGGAGUGAAAUCUCAAGCUGUCUCUCUGCCAGUAGGAAGUGGCAAGACUGUGGUGUUUGCAGAGCUGAUAAAGAGAAUUCAGCCACCGUUUAGUCAGGCUACGAAGUCUUUGGUUUUGGCACACAGAGAAGAACUGUUGGAGCAAGCCUUUGAUAAAACAAUUCAAGCUGAUCCUAAUGUUCGUGUUGACAUUGAACAAGGAUCGCGCACUGCAUCUCCAAAUGCUGACAUUGUAAUAGCCAGCGUUCCAUCGCUGGGCCGAAUGGAUUCAGAUAGACUCUCUCGCUUCAAUCCUGACGACUUUAAAUGCAUAAUAAUUGAUGAGGCCCACCAUGCCCCUUCGCAGACCUAUGUACGUAUUCUUUCCCACUUUGAUGCCCUCCACUUAUCAAACAGACCUCGAUCUCACAUAUUGGUAUGGGGCUGUUCAGCAACCCUUCGUCGUCAUGAUGGCAUACGACUGAGCGACAUAUUUGAAGUUGUAUCAUAUUAUAAGACCAUCUUGGAUUUGUGGGAAGACGGGUGGUUAUGCCCGGCAAAGGCCUAUCGUGUGCUCACUGAUACUGACAUUUCAGGUGUCACAAAACGUGGAUCUGACUUCAAUCUGUCUCAGUUAUCGGCAAAAGUUGACACUCAAUCUAGGAACUCUGCCGUUGUGAGUGCUUGGAAGCAACAUGUGGCUCGUGACCCUCGACACUCAACUCUGGUGUUUGCCGUUGACGUGCAGCACGUACAACAUUUGACAGCAGAGUUUCGAGCUCAAGGUGUUGAUGCUCGGUACGUUGAUGGGAGCACCUCCAAAGAGGAGAGAUUUGAUUUACUUGAAGGAUUUAGAAAGAGAGAGUAUCCGGUUUUGGUAAACUGUCAGGUAUUUACGGAAGGGACCGAUAUACCUGGAGUCGAUUGUGUACUAAUGGCUCGUCCAACUGCCAGUCCGGUGCUCUUCCAGCAAAUGAUAGGCCGUGGGUUAAGACUGUAUCCAGGCAAAGAAGACUGUGUGAUUCUAGAUUGUGUAGAUGUCUGCAAGAAACGUGACGUUGUCACGUUACCCUCUUUACUCGGACUUGAGCCACACUUUAAUAUGAAAGGUAUGGUUGCAUAUGAUGUGUACAGGAGGAUGAAGGAUCUGGUGGACAUUGAGCCCGACUGUCUGGAAUCCGAAUCUAUUGAAGCAGCCGAGAGGGUUUCAUCAGGAUUUGAUGUCAAAGUCAAAUUGAAACAGACGUCUUUGCAAAUAGACAAGCCAUUGGCUAUUACUGCUUGUGAAAAGUAUGCAUGGACAAAACUGACAGGUGGCUGCUUCGGUCUCCAGCUGGUUCCAUCAGGCGAAUUACUGAUUUUGAAGCAGUUGGAAGGUGGAUAUCAACUUUAUCUAAAAUCGAAAGAUGGAAAACAGACAGACAAGCAAAAACAGUCAGACAGGAAAAAUAGUCACAGUUUCAGGUUGUUGGGAUCGUUUGACUCUCUGCUGUCGGCCUUCAAUGGAGCCGGGACUUAUAUUGGAUCAUGUGGUAACUUUUUAGCUAAACUUCUCGAUCGGUCAGCCAAAUGGAGAUUCAAGCCUGCUACUCAACGUCAAAAGGAGUUGGUUAACAAACUGUUCCAAGGUCAUAUUCAGGAUAUCGAUGGUUUAACACAGGGUCGAGCGUCGCACAUGUUGGGUCGAUGGUUUUUGAACCAGUCUCUCAAGCAGUUACGAAAGCAGGUCAACAGCCCUCCUCAUGUCCUGGAGCCAAUGUUUGAGAUUGCGUGGCUGAACAAGACGCUGUUGCCAGCAAACAGUAAAAAGUCUAACAACAUCGGUUUAAUUAAUUAGUCAAAUAACUAAUGUAUUAGUAAAUAAAUUAUUAUCGAUCAACAGACUUAA
Molecule: messenger RNA, 2107 nt
Organism: Corticium candelabrum
Lineage: Eukaryota; Metazoa; Porifera; Homoscleromorpha; Homosclerophorida; Plakinidae
Exons: 6
Coding region: 125-2056 (643 amino acids)
Molecular function (GO): DNA binding; hydrolase activity; ATP binding
Source: RefSeq, a predicted model, not a curated record